GGAGGUCAGAUCACAUCUUGGGCUCUCCCCUCCGCGGCGCAGGGGCAUGUAGCGCACCCGGGACGCACACUCUCCCCCACGCCCACCGAGACACACGCACGCACGCACCCGCCGGCGGCUCGGAGUUUCCAGCUUGAGAGGUCGGACAUGCUGAAGCCCGGAGACCCCGGCGGCUCGGCCUUCCUCAAAGUGGAUCCAGCCUAUUUGCAGCACUGGCAGCAACUCUUCCCGCACAGCGGCAGCGGCGGCCCGCUCAAGGGCGGCGGCGCCGCGGGUCCCCUGGGCGCGCCGCAGCCUCUCCAGCCCCCGCCGCCGCCGCCGCCCCCGGAGCGCGCAGAGCCGCCGCCGGACAGCUUGCGCCCGCGGCCCGCUUCGCUCUCCUCCGCCUCCUCCACUCCGGCUUCCUCCUCCAACUCGGCCUCCUCUGCCUCCUCCUGCGCCGCCGCUGCCGCCGCCGCCGCCGCCGCGCUGGCGGGUCUCUCGGCCCUGCCUGUGGCGCAGCUGCCGGUGUUCGCCCCUCUGGCCGCCGCCGCCGUCGCCGCGGAGCCGCUGCCCCCCAAAGACCUGUGCCUCGGCGCCGCCUCGGGCCCGGGGCCUUCCAAGUGCGGCGGAGGCAGCGGCGUGGACGCCCGGGGCGCCCCGCGCUUCCGCUGCAGCGCGGAGGAGCUGGACUAUUACCUGUACGGCCAGCAGCGAAUGGAGAUCAUCCCGCUCAACCAGCACACCAGCGACCCCAACAACCGUUGCGACAUGUGCGCGGACAACCGCAACGGCGAGUGUCCCAUGCACGGGCCGCUGCACUCGCUGCGCCGGCUCGUGGGCACCAGCAGCGCCGCGGCCGCCGCGCCCCCGCCGGAGCUGCCCGAGUGGCUCCGGGACCUGCCGCGGGAGGUGUGCCUGUGCACCAGCACUGUGCCGGGCCUGGCCUACGGCAUCUGCGCGGCGCAGAGGAUCCAGCAGGGCACCUGGAUCGGGCCCUUCCAGGGCGUCCUCCUGCCCCCGGAGAAGGUGCAGGCCGGCGCUGUGAGGAACACGCAGCAUCUCUGGGAGAUAUAUGACCAAGAUGGAACACUACAGCACUUUAUUGAUGGUGGGGAACCUAGUAAGUCGAGCUGGAUGAGGUAUAUCCGAUGUGCAAGGCACUGCGGAGAACAGAAUCUAACAGUAGUUCAGUACAGGUCGAAUAUAUUCUACCGAGCCUGUAUAGAUAUUCCCAGGGGUACCGAGCUUCUGGUGUGGUACAAUGACAGCUAUACGUCUUUCUUUGGGAUCCCUUUACAAUGCAUUGCCCAGGAUGAAAACUUAAACGUCCCCUCCACGGUCAUGGAGGCCAUGUGCAGACAAGACGCCCUGCAGCCUUUCAGCAAGAGCAGCAAACUGCCCCCGGCCGCCCAGCAGCGUUCUGUGGUUUUCCCACAGACGCCGUGCAGCAGGAACUUCUCUCUCCUGGAUAAGUCUGGGCCCAUGGAGUCAGGAUUUAACCAAAUCAACGUGAAAAACCAGCGAGUCCUGGCCAGCCCGACCUCCACGAGCCAGCUCCACUCGGAGUUCAGUGACUGGCACCUUUGGAAGUGCGGGCAGUGCUUUAAGACUUUCACGCAGCGGAUCCUCUUGCAGAUGCACGUGUGCACGCAGAACCCCGACAGACCUUACCAGUGUGGUCACUGCUCGCAGUCCUUUUCACAACCAUCAGAGCUGAGGAACCACGUGGUCACUCACUCCAGUGACCGGCCCUUCAAGUGCGGCUACUGCGGUCGUGCCUUCGCCGGGGCCACCACCCUCAACAACCACAUCCGAACCCACACUGGAGAAAAGCCCUUCAAGAAAUGGAAAACUAAAUCCUUCAGUGUAUACAAUCAGAUCGUUCUGGAUUGAACUAUCCCAAGGGAGUUUUGGGAAGCUUCUCACCAUUGCCCACAGAUAUCCAUCCCACGGACAUUUGUAAAUAUUAUGAAGAUACUCUUUUACAAGCUCAUAAAACAAACAUUCAAAAAAACCUUUGUUGCAGAUUAGUCAAUAAAAACGGAUUUCACCUCAACAGUUAAUUUUACUACUUCACCUAAUGGGUAUUGGCUUAAACAACGUUACAAAGAAGGAAAAGAACCUCGUAAAGCUGCAGAAUCCUAAACUGUAUGCCUUGAGCAACUUGCACCUAGAUGCCUCCAGUGGCUCAGUCUCCAAAUUGUCCCACCCGCCCAGGGCCCCGGAGGCUUUCACAGAAUUUUCAGGAGCCUGCCAUGACAGGGGAGAGCCCUUUCCAAGUUCUGAAAUCUGCUGGGAUGUGGGUUUAGGCAGAUCAAGAUUAUUGCUGCCCAAAGAAGGCUGGAGAAGAUAUGGCGUUAAGAGAUCAGAGUCUCAGUGUAGGAUUUGCCUUGAAAUCUGAUUGGCUGAGAGCCCACUGAAAUACUCCACCCCUCAAGCUGCAGGUAGAUCGUGGGCCUGUUGGCAGCCAACUUGGGUAUCUACUUAGAACUUCUAAAGUAAAAGAGCCCAUAGGAAAAAAAUACCUAUCAAAGGAGCAUGAUGAAGGUCUUGGCUUUCAGUUUGUACGGUGACACUGGAAGUCAUGGACAGUAAGGAGCAAAAGCAAGACAUCAUUUCAUUUAACAGCAUUUGCCAAGCUCUUUAGUGAAAAGAGGAAAGAAGGAAGGAAGUGAAUUGGCAUCUAAAACUUCUUUAUAGUAAGGACUCCUUUUUCCUUCUCUAUUACUAAACAUUAACCAUAAUCUCUGAAGAUUUUAGGGGGGCGGGGCUGCUUAGCUCUGCCUGGAGGACCCCAUGUGAACUGCUUGAUGCCCAGCUUUGGAGUCUGGGAAGACCAAAACUUCCCACAGGAAAGGUUCUUCUGUUCAUGUCUGUUAGAAGCAGGGGAAAAAUACUCAUCCGUACGUUUUUGCCUCAAGGAAAGACAGAUUGGCUCAGUAUAUACAUUAAAAAAAAAAAAAGGAUAUUCCAAAGAUCAUCUAAUAUUUUAACAAGAUUCAUGCAGCAGAGCAAAUAAAAAGAGCACAUCAGUAAAUAUGCAUUGAGCACAUCGUAUGUACAAGCCCUGUGCAGUUCGGUCCAAUCGAACAAGCGUUUGGUGACAGUCUGUAGAGGCACGAAAGAGAGCUUCUUGGAGCUUCCAUUCUGUGUAACAGAACUUGACCUCAUUUUGGCCUCUGUCAGCGUCAGGUGGUCAUGGUUAGGCUCCCUGUACCUGUAAUCCAGUCACCUAUCAGAUUAAGUAAAGAAUGAUUUCCAAUCUAAAAGGAAAUCAAAUAUAACUAAGAUACCCAUAUUCAUAGAAAAUUGGGGGUUUCUCUGUGCUGGAAUAUUUGGAUGACUUUCCACAUCAUCGUUCACGCAGUGUUCCUUUCGUGGCUGUGACAUCCGCAUAGUGAGGAAGACGUGUGGGCAAGAGCAUUUCUUUGCUCCCAGCUCAUUACCCUCGUCGUGCUUUGCUACUUUUUCUGCUGCACUCGAUGAAGUCCAGGGUUAGAGGUACCCGCUCCCCCAUCUGUGAUAUAGUUCAGGGUUAAUUACAUGCCAACACGGAUGAAGUCUGGCUUUGACUUGCCAGAACCCAGGUAUUUACAUGGAGUCCUUCUGAUGAGUUUCAUUAAACUAUGAAAAUAACUUGUGAAUGGAUUUUUUCUAAAAUUAAAGGUGAUGAAUGUAAAAUGGAGGCUCAUUCCUUAUUUAAAAGAUUAUUUCUGUAUCCGAUUGUCUUCAUUUCCUCAUUUGGUAAGGAACCAACCCACACCGAUACACAUAUCUGCAUGUAUUUUCAUUCACACUUGGAGCAGAUGGCA
Messenger RNA from Felis catus (domestic cat), 3794 nucleotides. It is a transcript of the gene PRDM6, whose product is annotated as PR/SET domain 6. NCBI's taxonomy places the organism in Eukaryota, Metazoa, Chordata, Mammalia, Carnivora, Felidae. The transcript is spliced from 8 exons. The record is from RefSeq and is a predicted model, not a curated record. Gene Ontology annotation, molecular function: protein binding; histone methyltransferase activity. The coding region runs from base 148 to 1875 and encodes 575 amino acids. Gene Ontology annotation, cellular component: nucleus.